This is a messenger RNA of Owenia fusiformis, 3155 nucleotides long. NCBI's taxonomy places the organism in Eukaryota, Metazoa, Annelida, Polychaeta, Sabellida, Oweniidae. The record is from the annotation of a GenBank genome assembly.
AUGGUGAGACCUCCUGUGUAUAUUCCACACGAAGAGCCACACAGGCCUCUAUAUUCCACUUUGGCUCUAGGAUCAAGACAAGCUCCUUACAGCCCUGGGGCACUGGAUAAGCUCCACUCAUUAGCACAAAGAGCACCUAGUUUUAUGGGUCGCUCUAUAUUCACGCCUGUUUUUUCAGGUCUUUCUCUACCUCAUACUUCAAAUUCAGUAUUACGCAUGUCAGCGUGCAACACUCAGGAAUCUCACUCUCAGGAGAAGACUUUUGUCAAAUAUAAUGACAUGAAUAACCAGGAGGACACUAUUGUCAAAAAUACUAACAAUGCAAAUCUUGCCAGAAAUGGAAUAGCUAGUAAUGUAGAUAAUAGUAGUAGCAUAGAGCAUAAUAGCAACAUAGAGCAUGAUUGCAAUAUAGAACAUAACAGCAAUACAGUGCAUAAUAGCGAUAUGGAACAAGAAAGCAAUGUAGAAUGUAACAGCAAUAUUUAUAAAACAGUUGACACUAGCCAAAGCAGUAUUAUAAACAGACCUAGCAAUUUGAUAAAUUAUGAUAGCAGCCAUAGAGAAAUGUACAGCAGCAAUAAUGAAUUAAACAGUAAUAUCUCUUGUGAGAACAAAUCCAGUGACAACAUUCAAAGUGAUGAAAAUGUUAUGAAAACAAAUAGAAGCAAGAGAGAGAGUACAAGUAAAGUCACAAUCAAACAUAGAGUUGAAGAUGGAAGCACAAUCAAAGAGGAAAUUGCAGUUAGAGAUGUUAGCACAAUCCAUGAUGGAAGCACAAUCAAAGAGGAAAUUGCAGUUAGAGAUGUUAGCACUAUCAAUGAUGGAAGCACAAUCAAAGAGGAAAUUGCAGUUAGAGAUGUUAGCACAAUCCAUGAUGGAAGCACAAUCAAAGAGGAAAUUGCAGUUAGAGAUGUUAGCACUAUCAAUGAUGGAAGCACAAUCAAAGAUGGUAGCAGAGUCAGAGAAAAAAGCACAAUCAAGGGAAAAGAGGGCAUGGUUGGGGAAGAAUCAAGAGCCAUUAAUAUAACACAUGACAAUGCUAUAGAAAGUGACAAGAAUACAGAUGAUUCAAGCCAGAAGGCAUUUAAUGAAAACAAAACUGAGAGCAAAAGUCUCAGUGCUCCUAAACAUUUAAGCAGUUUCUCAAUCUCAAGUUUACUCGAAACUAAAGACAAAGAAAAAAAUGAUUCUCACGAUAAAGAUAAAAAUCCUGAGAUAUUUUCUGCCAUGUCUCCAUUAUAUUGCAAUACUAGUCAAACAUCACCCCCUGUUAGCCAAUGGUACCCACCUUAUCUACCUCAUCUCUCUACGGGACUUGCACCAUACCCUUCAUCAUAUCACCAUGGUAGGCCUCUGUUUUAUGGAGCACCUGAUCAAGCCAAUUUACUGGUCAAUAGAGGCGACCACCCUGGAUAUGCAUAUCACCCUUAUUUCACACAUCCUAGAUAUUCACAUAGAGAUCUACUUUCAUAUGACAAAGCACCAAGAUCUCGUCAUACUUCUGAGCCCCUUAUAAGGAAAAAGAUAGAUGUCAUGUCACCAUUGAGGUCAUCUGACAUCAUGAUGCGUCAUCAAUCUCCAGAAAUGGCGACCACUGUUAAACAUGAAGCUGUACCUCAUCUAGAGCCAAGUUCCCCCAAAAUCAUGAUGUCACCUCGAUUUAUGGGUUCUCCUAACAGUGUUAUGUCACCUCAUAGUAUGACAUCACCAAGAAGUCUGAUGUCAUCUUCAAGUGUGACAUCCCAACAAAGUUUGAUAUCAAAGCCAGAUGAGAUGCAACCUCCUGGAAUAGACCUGACAUCAGUAGGUGAUGUCACAUCUACCAGUGAAGACACACAUUUAUCUAAGGCACCCAGUAGCCCAAACAGUGACGUUACAAUAGGUGACAGUCUGGCUGCUAGAAGGGGCAGGGAGAGAACAUGGCUGCCAUGUGAGGUCUGCGGGAAGAAGUUUGAUAGGCCAUCUUUGCUGAGACGUCACACCAGGGUUCAUACAGGUGAAAAACCACAUGCGUGUGAAGUGUGCAACAAGGCAUUCUCAACAUCAAGUUCCCUCAACACACAUCGCAGGAUUCAUUCUGGGGAGAAGCCACAUCAAUGUCAAGUCUGCGGAAAACGUUUCACCGCCAGCUCUAAUUUGUAUUAUCACAGGAUGACACACAAUAAGGAAAAGCCUCAUAAGUGUAAGCUGUGUUCAAAAUCAUUCCCCACACCUGGAGACCUCAAGAGCCACAUGUAUGUACACAAUGGGUCCUGGCCAUUCAAAUGUGAUAUCUGCAACCGUGGAUUCAGCAAACAAACCAACCUGAAGAACCAUCUAUUGUUGCAUUCUGGUGACAAGCCACAUGAAUGUGUCCUCUGUGGUAAAAGGUUUGCCCUGCAGUGCAAUCUGCGCACUCACAUCAAGACUCAUCAAGGGGAGGCUCAGGAGGAAUGCUUCAAAUGUGGCAAGGUGUUCCUAGCCCUACAUAGACAGAUCAUCCAGGGUAUGUGCAAGGAGUGCCUUCAUGUACCACAAGGUCAAGCCAUAUCAAGAGGAGAGUUCAUUCUAGGGGGCAGGCCAUUAAUAGAUGGAGCUAGGCACCUUCUCACGGAGGGAGGAAGACUCAUCACCCCUAUGUUACCACAUGGACUCAACCAAUCAACCAAUUUGGAACAGUCCAAGUAUGGAAAUGACGAUAUGAAAGGGGCGAAUGGAGAAAUCAAACCUGAGGAAAACAGUCAUAUAAAUUCAAAAAUCAAGCCCAGUAUUUUUAGUGGUGUGUUUCCUGGAAAUGGUGGCACAUUACAAGAGAAGGAAUUACUCAUUCCAAAGUCUAUGUCCAAUCAUAACUCAACAUGCUACAAUCCUUACAAAUCUGAGUUUGAAGUCAUGAAAGAAAAUUCAAGUGUUCUGGAGUUUCAUAGAGCUAGAUCAGGUUUUGGAAAAGAAGGGAAUGCGAGACCUUGGCCCAAUGUACCACCACAGCACUUUUAGUUAUGGGUACUGUGAUGGAUUUUAUAAUAAAUUGCAGUGAACUUUAUAACACAUCCCAAGUUUCCUCAACCUCACUCAAGGUUAACAUAUUAUUUACUUAAUCAAAGAUGUGUUCACUCAAGACAGGUUUUACUGUACAUGUACCUUCUCCAGUACAGAGAAAUCCAGGGACUACUGUA